Molecule: messenger RNA, 1235 nt
Organism: Medicago truncatula (barrel medic)
Lineage: Eukaryota; Viridiplantae; Streptophyta; Magnoliopsida; Fabales; Fabaceae
Exons: 6
Coding region: 79-672 (197 amino acids)
Source: RefSeq, a predicted model, not a curated record
GAACGAUAGAAACAUAGACACACAGAGAGAGUAUAUGAGUUGAAUUAAUUAGUUAGUUAGUUUGUUAGAGACGUGAAGAUGGCUAGAGAGGAGGACGAAGAGAACAGUGGCGUGCCAGUUCUACCUACGAGUUCGAGUUCAAGUAGCACAAGACGAGUUGAACGAAGAGCAGAUCCUUUUCUCAUAGUUUGUAGAUGCUUCAGUUUGAUUACCUCUUUAGCUGCUAUUCUCUGCGUCGCUGUCAACGUUCUCUCUGCUGUUCGCUCCUUCAAAAAUCCAAAUACUAUCUUCGAUGGCAUAUUUCGUUGUUACGCAGUUCUCAUUGCGAUUUUUGUGGUUCUCGUUGAGACAGAAUGGAGCUUCAUCAUUAAGUUUUGGCAGGUUCUCGAGUAUUGGGCAGGGAGGGGUAUGCUGCAGAUUUUUGCGGCAGUGAUGACCAGAGCUUUCCCUGACUAUAAUGGGGAGCGAAAAGAUCUCGUUAUUCUUCAAAACAUUGCCUGCUAUUUGCUUCUUUCUUGUGGCGUAGUUUACGUUAUCUCGGGAGUCCUUUGCGUUGGUUUUCUAAAACGUCGUCGCCAGAAGCAAGAGAUCACUAGAGAGCAAGCAGCCAAGGAUCUUGAGGAGUUGGAGCGGCGCAGAGAAGAACUUGAGCAACUGCUUGUGACAGAAUAGGUUUGAAGUGUUUGAAAGUAGUGCUGAAAUUGUCUAAUUACUUAGUGAAGGCUGAAGAGACAACUAAAGGAAACCUGACCUAUGAAUGCCUUUUAUGUUAGUGUUGGUUACUAUAUUGUUUGUUCAUUCUCUAGAACAAUUGAAUUACAUUAUUCUGUGUAAAUAUCUAAAGGUAAUAUUCGAGAUGGUGUUUCAUCCUUGGAUUCAUGUGGAAAUUCUGGGAACCAUGUUCUCACCAUUUGCCACUCAUCUCAUAUGCCUCCCACUGCUUUGAGCCUCUACAAUAACCUCUCCACACCCAAAACAAAGGCCUUCUUUUACAUCAUAAAAAGUUGUUUGUCAUGAGUUGAGUCACUUUACUUUAAUGAAUAUAUGUUUGAUUCCCACGUCCUUGAAGUUGAUCGAGGAUGGGGUUCAACAUGCUGUCCUCAUCCUCAUGCCUCUCUUUUUUCAACAUUCCCCAUGCGUGCCUGAAAGAAAUAUUUGUGCUAAUGAAGAAAAGAAAGAAAUACUUGUGCGGAUUUGUAUUCUUCAAUUUAUUAAGUUGAUUCUAUUUUAUCUCU